GGUCACGUGUUUGCAGGUCACGUCAACAAUAUUGUCCUCAUGGAGCUACAUGUGCAGUUAUCGAUGGUUCUUAAGGGUUUGUCAAACUUUAAAUAGUGUUAAAUGUAACGUUAUAUAACGUUACCUUGUGUUAGCUUGCUAAACUGACCUGCCGUUUGUUUUGACAGAAGGACAGCAGGUUAGCGUUAACGUUAUCCAGCGCAUUGUUAGUAUACCGAGUUUGAUUUGUAGAGAUGAAGGGAAAAUGGAAGCAGAACAGCAAAAAGAACAAGGGAAAUGCUGUGUUGCAGAAAUAUAUGGUGGCGGUGGAUGAAUUUGUGAAAAGCAAAAGUGGCAUAGAAGAAGCAGAGCAUGACCAUGGCUUGAGAUUUGUGAAAAAGAAAAGCAGAAAGGAAAUGCGCAAAGAAAAGCGAAAAUUGAAAAAAGCCAAGAAGAAAAUUUAUUAUGAGGGUAACAAGACCCCGAGUUUACCCACAGGUGAUGGUGGAAACUCAGAAAUACCAGCUGAAAAACGGCUGCAGGUGAAGAAGAACGUGGAAAAAGCAAAAAAGGGAGUUUCGAAUAUACAUUCAAACCUAUCUAGUGCUACUGGAGAAAAAUCCAACUCUAAAAAGUUAUUAUCUGCCAAGAAAGGUAAGAAAGUUAACAAGCUUCAAGAAUCAAGAAAAAUGGCUCUUAUGGAGGCAAAUGAACAAGAGGACAGAGAAAUUAAGAAACUAGAGCGCUGCCUGGGAUUAAAUAAAAGAAAAAACAAAAAAAGUCUCCCACAGUCCUUCGUUGCUGAUGGGCUUGAUUACGUACUUGGCAUUCUUGACUCUGGCUCAUCAGCUGUCAUGUAUGAUGAUGAUGAUGACAUGGAGAAGGCAAAAGAAAAUUUUGAAAAACUUGAUGAGAAUGAUUCUGAGUUGUCAGAUGAGGAUGAAGAACCUGGAGAUGAGAUGGAAAGUGAGGGCAGUGAUGAGGAUAUAGCUUCAUUUGAUAAUGAGAACGAUGAUGAUGAUGAUGAAAUGGUUGAUGAGGAAGAAGCAGAGGAGGAGGAAGAAAUUGAGGAUGACCAAGAUGAGAUGGAUGAGAGUGAUGAAAAUAAUGAAAAUGAAGGGGAAACAGAGGAAGAAAAUGAUGCUCCUGACUUGAAGACUUCCAAAUCCAAGUCAGAAACUGUUUCCUCUACAACUGGUAAGUAUGUGCCUCCUCACUUACGGAACACUGGAGAUGACAAACGCAAAGCUGAGCUUGAAAAACUGAAAAGGAACGUGAAAGGCCUGGUGAACAGGCUGAGUGAGCCUAAUAUAGCAUCUAUUAGUGGUCAGCUGGAGGAGCUGUACAUGAGCUGCAGCAGGAAGGACAUGAAUGACACCCUGACAGAGGUGCUACUAGCAGCCUGCAUCACCCCAGCCCUGAUGCCUGACAGACUGCUGAUGGAGCACGUCCUGCUCAUCAGCAUCCUCCAUCACACAGUCGGGUUGGAGGUGGGGGCUCAUUUUCUAGAGACGGUUGUGAGAAAAUUCAACAAGUUAUACGAGAAUCCGAGUGAAGGCAAAGAGUGCGACAACCUGGUGGCAAUUGUUGCUCACCUCUAUAACUUCCAGGUGGUGCAUUCCCUGCUCAUCUUCGACAUCCUCAAACUUUUAGUGGGAGCGUUUACAGAGAAAGACAUUGAAUUAGUUCUGUUUGUGCUGAGAAAUGUUGGCUUCGCCCUGAGGAAGGACGACGCUCUGGCUUUGAAGGAACUCAUCUCUGAAGCCCAGCGCAAGGCCGGCGAACUGGGGCCGAAGUUUCAGGAUCAAACAAGGGUGCGUUUCAUGUUGGAAACCAUGCUGGCUUUGAAGAACAAUGAUAUGAGGAAAAUCCCAGGCUAUGAUCCUGAGCCUGUGGAGAGACUGAGGAAGCUGCAGAGGACUCUGAUCAACCGCAGUGCAGGAGGCAGUGAUGUGAAACUGAGGGUCUCUCUGGAGAAUCUACUGGCCGCAGAGCAAGUCGGCCGCUGGUGGAUCGUCGGCUCCUCGUGGAGCGGAGCGCCCAUGAUCAGUGAAUCAGGGAGCACGUCCACAAAACAGAGUACAGCUGAAGGAAAGUUUAGUGCCAAAGUCUUAGAGCUGGCUAGGAAACAGCGGAUGAACACUGAAGUAAGAAGAAAUAUCUUCUGCGUUCUUAUGACCAGCGAAGAUUACCUGGAUGCUUUUGAGAAACUGCUGAGGAUGGGACUGAAGGAUAAGCAGGAGAGAGAGAUCGUACAUGUUCUGAUGGACUGCUGUCUGCAGGAGAAAACCUUUAAUGCCUUCUACGCUGUACUGGGAGAGAAAUUCUGCUCCCACGACCGUCGCUUCCAGAUGACUUUCCAAUUCAGCCUAUGGGACAAGUUCAGGGAGCUGUCCAACCUUCCCGGCAGCACCCUUAACAAUCUGGUCCAGCUGGUUACCUUCUUCCUUCAGAGAAAGUGCCUCUCACUCUCCAUACUUAAAGUAAUAGAGUUUGGAGAACUAGAUAAGGCCACAGUGCGUUUCUUGCGUCAGAUGCUGACUAAGCUACUAAAAGAAACUGAGCCGGAGGACCUCGUCAGCAUAUUUGGAAGGAUUUCAGGCAUUCCCAAGCUAGGAAUGCUGCGGGAGGGCUUGAAGCUUUUCAUCAGCCACUUCCUGCUGAAGAAUGCUCAGUCACAGGGACCAGCUGAGCAAGCAGCGAUGCUGUCAGAGCGCGCCCAGGUCGCCACCAAAGCCAUGGAGGCCAAAGAGGCCAAGCUCAGACUGUAAAACACACAACACACAUACUUACAAGUAGAACUGUGCAACAGAAGAAGGCUUGUUGGAGUGAAAUGCCUCCUAACACAGAGAACGGAAACCUGCAGUUUACUUUAAAGAAGAAUAAAAAAAUAGGAUUUUGAUAUUAAAUCAGUGUUUUCACUUCGGGAGUCUUUGUACAUAAUUUUAUAUCUGUAAAGAUUUUGGAGAAUUAUCUGUGAAGAAUGGAGAAUUACACAGAUUUUUUUCAAACACA
Toxotes jaculatrix (banded archerfish) is the source of this 2994-nucleotide messenger RNA. RefSeq names its product nucleolar protein with MIF4G domain 1 (gene nom1). The record is from RefSeq and is a predicted model, not a curated record. Gene Ontology annotation, biological process: ribosomal small subunit biogenesis. Gene Ontology annotation, molecular function: protein binding; RNA binding. The transcript is spliced from 11 exons. Gene Ontology annotation, cellular component: nucleolus. Lineage: Eukaryota; Metazoa; Chordata; Actinopteri; Toxotidae. The coding region runs from base 234 to 2750 and encodes 838 amino acids.